UAAGGGGAUUUAAUUUGUGAUUGUGGGUUGUGGAGGGAAUUUCAAGAGGGAGAUAUAAGAGGGACAUUUAGUCCCUACAUAUGUUUUUGUUUUGUUGCUGAUGUUGUUGUUGUUUCUUAGACAACCACAAGAAAAUUUUCUCAGCAAAGUUUACAUUUUUACAGCAUAAAGAAACAGGAAAGUUUUGACCUUUGCAAAUUUGGAAUAUCCAAGAAUCUUUUUUUCAUAAUUUGAUGCAAUGGAUGAACGCGUUAUUCCUUCGAAUCCGUUGUUGACAACCCCAUCUGAUUAUCUCAUGGAUUUGGAUUACAUGGAUGGACUAUUUUUAGAGGGAUGUUGGUUGGAGACUACUGAUGGUAAUGAAUUCUUGCAACAUAGUCCAGGCAUCUUCAAUGCACCAUUCGACUCUUCUUUUAUGUGGCCUACAACUAUAGAUGCCAACAAUGUAGAAUUUAAUGGAAUCUCAUCAAAGGAUGCCCAACAAGAAAAGCAAAGGCCAUCUUUAACUGAAAAUUUGUCGAUAAACCAUUGCCAAGAGAUAAAUUAUGCUAAAGUUCAGUCUUUUGGUGAGAAUAUGAACAAUGCCAUGUGCACUUCAAGUCUAUCUGAAAAUCAUUUAGUUGAAGCUCCUGAGUUGAACAAAAGGUGGUGGAUUGGACCCAAAGCUUCAUCGUCUGUAAUGGAUCGAUUGAUUUGGGCACUUGGGUACAUAAGAGAUUGCUCGAGGGAUAAGGGUAUCCUACUUCAACUAUGGGUACCGAUAAAUAGGGAUGGCAGGCGUGUGCUCAGCACAACUAAUCAACCUUUCUUACUAGACCUCAAUUGCCCUCAGCUUGCUAACUACCGUGAAGUCUCUGUAAAAUAUCAAUUUCCUGCAAAUGAAGAUUCCAAGGACAUUGUUGGAUUGCCAGGGCGAGUGUUUGCAGAUAAAGUUCCUGAGUGGACACCGGAUGUUAGAUUCUUCCGAAGUGAAGAGUAUCCGCGUGUUGAACAUGCACAGCAGUAUGAUGUACGUGGCACUCUUGCUGUUCCUGUAUUUGAACAAGGUAGUCGUAACUGCUUGGGUGUUAUUGAAGUUGUCAUGACCACACAGAAGAUCAAGUAUCGCUCAGAGCUUGAAAGUGUGUGCAAAGCUCUUGAGGCUGUUGAUCUCUCGACUUCCGAAGUUUCAACCACUCAAGAUGCCAAGGUAUGUGAUUUGAGCUACCAAGCUGCAUUACCUGAAGUUCUAGAGGUUCUGAAGUCUGCAUGUGAGACACAUGGAUUGCCGUUAGCUCAGACAUGGGUUCCGUGCAUUCAACAAGGCAAAGGGGGUUGCCGCCAUUCUGAGGAAAACCUUAUUCAUUGUGUUUCCACGGAGGAUUCUGCUUGCUAUGUAGCUGACCCCCGCGUUCAGGGUUUUCAUGAUGCUUGCUCUGAGCACCAUUUGCUGAAAGGGCAGGGUGUUGUUGGGAGAGCAUUCAAUACUAAUCAACCAUGCUUUUCAGCUGAUCUUACCUCUUAUAGCAAGUCGGAGUAUCCACUUUCUCAUUAUGCAAAAAUGUUUGGACUGCAAGCUGCAGUAGCUAUACGUCUGCGUAGUAUCUCAACUGGUUCAUCUGAUUUUGUUUUGGAGUUCUUUCUACCCACAGACUGCAGAAAUCCUGAAGACCAUAGAAAAAUGCUUACUUCAUUAUCCAUCAUCAUACAAAAUGUUUGCCGGACAUUGAGGGUUGUGACAGACAAAGAGUUGCAGGAAGAAACUGAUUCUAUGGGCGAAGUGGCAAACCACACAGUUCAACCACAUAAAGAGCACACCGAAACUUCUCAAGAAAGGACAUCGUGGACCUCUUGUGAUGCAGAGUUCCAGGAGAGUUCUGUUAUGUCUACAUUCCAGGAUGAAAAACCAGAUGAAAUGCUAAGGAAAGAUUCGGUGGAGUUUAGGCACCGUAAGAAUGCUGCUUAUGAGGAGGGUGUCUCUCGUAAUCUGGGUAAAACGGGAGACAGGAGACGUGCGAAGGCUGAGAAGACUAUUACCUUGCAAGUUCUUCAGCAGUAUUUUGCUGGUAGCCUAAAAGAUGCUGCAAAGAGCAUUGGUGUUUGUCCUACCACUCUGAAGAGGAUAUGCAGGCAGCACGGAAUUAAACGCUGGCCUUCUCGAAAGAUCAAGAAGGUUGGUCACUCCUUACAAAAGAUCCAACGUGUUAUUGAUUCAGUUCAGGGUGCCUCUGGCACUUUACAAAUUGAAUCCUUCUAUUCAAACUUCCCAGAGUUGGCUUCUCCAAAUGCAUCAAGAAUGAGCCCUUUUGCAGACUCAAAGUCAAAUGAACAUUCAACAGCCUUGAACACGCAACAAGAGGGAUGCAUUACGAGCCCCAAUCCUGAUGCAUCUAAGUCACCCUCCUCUUCCAGCAGUCGAAGUUCAAGUUCAAGUCAAUGUUGUUCAUCUGGGACAAAGCCUAAAUCGCCUCAAUCUCACCCUUUGAAUAUUGUUGGCGAUGACGAUCUAAUUGUACAGGAAAAGUCUGUAGAUAAUGCAGUGAAAAGGGUUAAAAGUGAACCAGAACUUCAUUUAUCAAGUGAAGCACUAAAGAUCAUACCAAGAUCUCAAAGCCAUGCAUGUGUUGCUGAGAAUCCUAAAUCAGAAAACCCUCUAGUGAAGAGGAGUCCAUCAACAUCUCAAGAAGAAGCUCCACGAGUAAAAGUAACACAUGGAGAAGAAAAGAUUAGGUUCCGAAUGCAAAACAGUUGGAGAUACAAUGAUCUUCUGAGAGAAAUUACAAGGCGGUUUGGCAUAGAUGAUCCUAGUGGACUUCAACUCAAGUACUUUGAUGAUGACUCCGAGUGGGUUCUAUUAACAUGUGAUGCAGACUUGGAAGAAUGCAUCGAUGUUUGUAUGUCUUCCCAAAUCCAAAUGAUCAAGCUCAUCUUAGUUCAAGAUUCACAGCAUCAUUAUGGAAGCUCUUUCGGUAGCAGCAGUCCUAUACUAGUACAGUAGACAACUGGUAUACCCCCUAGUUGCAAGUAGUUACCAAAAUGAAUAUAGUUUCCUUUUAGGAUUAGAUUUGGUAUGAGACUUGAAGAAAUGUUGCUUGCUUAAUUGUAAAUUCAUUCUGUUUGAGUCUUCAUGUAAGUCAAUCCUUUUGACUGCUAUGAACUAGUAUUGAGCCGUAAGGCUAUUAUUGUUUCAUCUAGAGUACUCAAAACUCAUUAUAAUU
This is a messenger RNA of Solanum verrucosum, 3197 nucleotides long. RefSeq names its product protein NLP4. Lineage: Eukaryota; Viridiplantae; Streptophyta; Magnoliopsida; Solanales; Solanaceae. The record is from RefSeq and is a predicted model, not a curated record. The coding region runs from base 239 to 2977 and encodes 912 amino acids. The transcript is spliced from 5 exons. Gene Ontology annotation, molecular function: protein binding; DNA-binding transcription factor activity.